AUGGAUUUUGAUUUAAAGGAUGAAGUAAGUGAUGGCGUAGAUGAUGAUGAUAGAAUAGCAGAAGUUGUUAAAUUUGCGGAAGAGACGCUAUCACCACCACCGCUUUCAUCUGCCCAAUCCCAUGUUAUUGGAACGAAACCAGCAUUAGAAUCACCAAUUUGA
Ambispora leptoticha is the source of this 162-nucleotide messenger RNA. The record is from the annotation of a GenBank genome assembly. NCBI's taxonomy places the organism in Eukaryota, Fungi, Glomeromycota, Glomeromycetes, Archaeosporales, Ambisporaceae.